GUCAAUUGAAAUCAAUAUAUUGAUUUUGCUGUCUACACUAGCCCCAGAAAGUUAGGGGUCAUAUGGUCAUAAUGACGUUUAAUCAUCUUUCAUUGUCCAAAAUACCCACCUGUUCUGUAUAUUAUGGGUGCCAAAGAAAGGGUAAGAACUAAGAAAGCUAAAGCCACCCUACCUAAACCUUACUAAGAAGUGAUUGCGUUUAUAAUUUUGUAACUUGGUAUCAUGGUACGGAGAACAUAGCUUCAAAGGAAUCAUCUUUCUUGUUCCUCAGGCUCUGAUAGACUAUAGGAUUUGCUGGUGGUGAUUACAAAUCACAGGCGUUUAUCAUGGUUCUUUUUCCAUCUUUUGUGAAUGGAUUGGCGAGAACCGUGUCAAUGAAAAAAGACAAGAAUUGUCAAAAGGAAGAUGGAAGGAAAGCUGUGGAAGAAUUGGCAAAGGAAGCAAGGAAGAAUGAAUUGUUAUUGAGUUCAUCUGGAGUUAUUAAGUCAACCAAGGCCAACAAUUUUGUUUCUGUGUUCACCAGUAGGGGCCAAAAAGGAGUCAAUCAGGAUCGUAUUCUUGUUUGGGAGGAAUUUGGUUGCCAACAAGACACGAUGUUCUGUGGAGUUUUUGAUGGGCAUGGCCCAUGGGGACACUUUGUAGCCAAAAGGGUCAGAAAACUAGUACCAGCCUUUUUGCUACGCAACUGGCAAGAAAAUCUGGCUGCAACAUCACUUGACCUGGAUUUUAAGAUAGAAGCAGACAAGAAUAUGCAUAGAUUGGACAUGUGGAAGCAAUCCUACAUAAAGACUUGUGUUGCUGUUGAUCAGGAUCUGAAGCAGCACACUGGGAUUAAUUCCUUCCUAAGUGGCACUACAGCUUUGACAAUUAUCAAACAGGGUGAAUAUCUUAUUGUAGCAAACAUGGGUGAUUCUAGGGCUGUCUUGGCAACUACUUCAGACGAUGGCACAUCAAUUCCACAUCAGCUUACCACUGACUUCAAACCAAAUUUACCACAGGAAGUAGAGCGCAUAACACAAUCUAAAGGGCAGGUCUUUUGUUUGGAAGAUGAACCAGGAGUGUACAGGGUCUGGAUGCCAAAUGGUAAAACACCAGGACUAGCAAUAUCUAGAGCUUUUGGAGAUCACUGCAUGAAGGAAUUUGGAGUAAUCUCUGUGCCAGAUGUGACCCAUAGAAAAAUUACCCCCAGUGAUCAAUUUGUAAUCUUGGCAACAGAUGGGGUGUGGGAUGUUAUAUCUAAUGAGGAAGCAGUGAAGAUUGUUUCUGCAACACCGCAUAAAGAAAAAGCAGCUCAAAGGCUCGUGAAAUGUGCCAUACAUGAAUGGAAACGCAAGAAAAGUGGCAUUGCCAUGGAUGACAUGUCAGCUAUUUGUCUAUUCUUUCACUCUUCCCCCACACAUCGACCCCCAGCCAUUAAAAUUGUUGAUUAAGAAUGUUGGAUGUUAAAUAGUUCAUUGUCUUUUCCUCUUAACACAAAAAAUAUAUGUAGACUUGUAUAUAAACUUAUCAAUUAAAAUGUCAUUUGUAAUUGAGUAUGAAA
Messenger RNA from Cajanus cajan (pigeon pea), 1540 nucleotides. RefSeq names its product putative protein phosphatase 2C 34. Gene Ontology annotation, molecular function: protein serine/threonine phosphatase activity. The record is from RefSeq and is a predicted model, not a curated record. NCBI's taxonomy places the organism in Eukaryota, Viridiplantae, Streptophyta, Magnoliopsida, Fabales, Fabaceae. Gene Ontology annotation, biological process: protein dephosphorylation.